AUGAGUCACAAGCUCGAAACCUUUGGACUGUGGGCGAUUGUCAGGAUUUUGCUCCGAGGGGUUGGUUGCAGUAUGGCUCCGAAAGCAUUCAUAUUCGGAUGCAUUUUUGACGGCAUCAUCCAUAGUCAUCUUCACGGAACUCGCAUCACCAAAAUUUAA
Molecule: messenger RNA, 159 nt
Organism: Pseudocercospora fijiensis CIRAD86
Lineage: Eukaryota; Fungi; Ascomycota; Dothideomycetes; Mycosphaerellales; Mycosphaerellaceae
Exons: 2
Coding region: 1-159 (52 amino acids)
Source: RefSeq, a predicted model, not a curated record